CGGGAGAGGACAGUAUAAAUGUACGCAGGUACAGUAGAGCAGGCAUAAGAGGACACACCUAUAAAACCCUGCCAUUCAACUGUGAAGAAGACCAAAGAGGUGGAGCUGGAGCUCAACACUUAGCUGGAUGUGCUGGAAGCUGUUUUACAUCCAUACAGGUUGUGGACUCGUAGAAAAUGUUUGGCCCUUUCAGCAAACGUCUUCAGGACUAUCUGGCUGAGCGAAAGCGUCGCCGGGCCAGGCUGGUGACCAAAGACGGCCACUGCAACAUCGAAUACGGAAACAUCAAGUACAGCAAACAUUUUGCUUUCCUGGCCGACUACUGGACCACAUUCGUGGAGAUCCGCUGGCGUUUUGUGCUUUUAGUCUUCAUUGCAACUUUCACCCUGAGCUGGUUCAUCUUCGGCCUGCUCUGGUACUGGAUUGCUCGUAGUAAUGGAGACCUGACGUGGCAGGAGCCCCCCGAGGACCAUGCGCCUUGUGUUGAUAAUGUUGUCGGACUCACCACAGCUUUCCUGUACUCCCUUGAAACCCAAACAACCAUUGGGUACGGUGGCCGAGCCCUGACUCCCGUUUGCCCCGGUGCUGUGGCCCUUAUCAUCAUCCAGUCUCUCCUUGGCGCAGUCAUCAACUGCUUCAUGUGUGGAAUCAUUUUAUCUAAAAUCUCUUCACCUAAAAAGAGAGCAAAGACCAUCUCAUUCAGUGACAUGGCUGUAAUCAGCCCAAAGAACGGCGCGCUCUGCUUGUCAAUACGAGUGGCCAAUCUCCGAAAGACCCUCAUGAUAGGAAGUCAGAUCUAUGGCAAACUGCUGCGAACCACCCAUACAGCAGAUGGCGAGACAAUAAUCAUGGACCAGGUGAACAUUGAAUUCAUGGUAGACGCCGGAAAGGACAACCUGUUCUUUGUGUGUCCGCUCACACUUCGUCACGUCAUCUGCAAGGGAAGCCCCUUCUUUGAGAUGGCAGUGGACACGCUCCACAAGCAAGAGUUUGAGCUGGUCGUCUUCUUGGACUGUACCGCAGAGUCCACCAGCUCCUCCUGUCAAGUCCGGACUUCCUUCAUUCCCCAGGAGAUCAUGUGGGGCUACAAUUUCCUGCCCAUCAUCUCCCGAAGCAAAGAAGGUAAAUACCGGGUGGAUUUCUCCAACUUUUCCAAGGUGGUACCUGUGGCCACUGCGCAUUGCGCCUACUGUUUCCACAACAUCAAAGGGCACCACCACCACUCCAAAGAUGGACUUGACAACCAAGGUUUUGAGGUGAUUGAUAUCCAUGAUCCUGCAAGUAUCACCAAGAUGUAAAAGCACAGAGGCAGUGAACCAUACACUCUGGUAGAUGCCUCCUACCGCCCACUGUUGAACCCCUUAAGCAUCCCAAAGGUUAUUUGGGACAACCGCAUGUACAGAAAAUGUUAAGUGAAGGAAACCUCAUUAUCUUUCGGAAAUGUAUUGAACAAUUGUAAUUGCCACAUUUAUCACUGUCUAUUGACCAAAGAACAUGUUUUCCAAAGGGUUGCCAUGUCAUGGAAAUUACUUGGUUGAAAAAGAUGAUUAUAAGUCCUCGCUCAAGGAUGAUAAUUUUACCUCAGGUUCUGCACAUCGGAUUUACUGAGGAUCACGACGACUGUAUUAUUCUGUAUGAAUCUGUAUGAAUCUUACUUGAAGAACUUGUUUUGGGUGCCUUGUGAAUGACAAAACAAUAUUAGUGGUUGUUGAAUAAUUCAUAUCUGCCAUACACAAAGACAUUUGGGCUCUUUGUUAGAAACAUUAAUCUAUCCCAGCAUUGGCACUCGCACAGGUUUAGUGUGGAACCUUCGAGUGAUGGUGGAACCAAGUUCUCCUGAAACACUUAAAAAUAUGACUGCAUGCAGUCUGACCUAUUGAAUGAAAUCAAAUUUGUUUUUUUGUAUUUUAUCUCAGGGGGGAAAGUGAAUUUAAACAAUUUUUACACUCAAUAACGUUUGCCUCGCAUUGUUCUCCACCUGAAAUUAACAUAACCAAAAAACGUCAGUGCCAGCCAACGACCCCCAUUACGGAUUUUCAUCCAAACAAAAUGAAGUUGUGAGAGCAAACAGAUGAGCCAACAUGUCAACAGAGAGAGCGCCACACUUACUGUCCCCUUCACUUCUCGUCAUGUAAUUGGAGGAGGCCAAUGAAAUAUAGCGAGCAAUGAGUGCACACGUUGUGAUUUAGGGUAUCAGCAAAAGUGACAAUAAUUUAAUAAAAGUAGCAACAAUUUAAUACACAACAAGAACCAACACCCUGGUGACUAAUAUAUUUAACGCUGCUUGCACAAAAUAACGCACACUGUAUGAAUAAACUCAGUCACAGGAGCUAAUCUGAAAUGCAGCAAAACAUGCUGGUAAUGUCGCUUCUCCAGUGGCUCAUUGUGAAGCCUCGAUGACACAAAGUACUUUUGCUGUAGAAUCAGCCAAAACCAGAUUUUUUAAAAAAGGGAUAGUGUACUUACUUCACCAUUCUGGGCAGUAAAAUAAAUGACUUUAUAGAAAAUAAUCAAUUUGUUGAUAAAACAAAAUUAAUUUGUUAAUUUCUCAUAUGCAUUUAAAUACAAUUAAAAAGGCAUUUUGUCACCUGCUGUCGACUGAAUUAAAAUAAUAUCACUUAUGCUAAGGGCUCAGGUAAUCACGGCUGACCCAUUGUGGUCAUGUGACGUCCUUUCGUCUUUUAUCAAGAGAGAUAUAAAGGUAGUAUCUACCGGUGGGUUAAAAACGUAAUAAUAAAACGCAUAAAAAAAUGCAUGCUAUUGUAAUUAAAAAAUAUUUAAAAAAAUAUGACACUAUAGUAUCAUUCCACUCCAAGCACUCAUGCUUACCAUGGUGAUUGUAAGGUUAGAGUACUCUGAGUGCUCUAUGAGUAUAUACACAUGUGGUUAUAAUAGUGGUGUCAUAUUGUCAUGUUGUAUAAGCUCACCAUUCAAAACACACAUACAUUCACGCAACAUUUGUUUGGCAUAUCUUCUCACCACAGAACUGGAUAACAUGCGCUGAUGGCAGAGUUUAUUUGCUCUUCUACAUUUGUUUUAGUAGAGUGCUACAAAAUGACUUUCACUAAUAUGGUUCACAAAAUACAAAAAAUGAGUAUCACAUUAAAAAAAAACUGCCAAUAGGUGAUGAGAUCAAUUUACCUUUUUCAACAUUGAGCUCUUGUCAGGAUCGGAAUGGAGCAGGGCGACCAAAUGCAGCUUGGACAUGGGUUAAUUGAGGGAAAAGGGAAUUCGAAUGGAGAAUGAAGAGAAACAGACAGCGCACAAACUAACAUAACGACCUAACCAAACCAACAACUGGACUGGCCGACAGACGGGCUAACAGAAACGGAACUGACCAACAAAGACGUCAAACAAGAAGACAUCAACGGUCCGAAAGGGGAGCGAGGGGCAGACAGGACUUAAAUACAAGACAGCUAAAGAGAGGCAAGUGAGGAUGAUUAACACUGAUCAUGAGCACACAGGAGGGGAGGGGUGAGCACACGGACAGAAACUAUGACACCAUCGGGGAAGAGUCGUGACAGCUCUGUAAUCUUGAAUCAUUACAUUUUCAAAAUCACAAUAAUCUGUUUUUUGAUUUGAUUUGGAGAAUGAUCAUACAUUUAUGCUCUUAUUCUUCAACCACUGUGAGGUCAACCACAUGAUGAAAACUGAAUACCGUAAUUUUCGGACUAUAAAUCGCACCGGAGUAUAAAUCGCACCAACCAUAAAAUGCCCAAAAAAGUGAAAAAAAACAUAUAUAUAUAUGUAUAUAAGUCGCUCCUGAGUAUAAAUCGCCCCCCCACCCAAACUAUGAAAAAAACCCGAGACUUAUAGUCCGAAAAUUACGGUAGUAUUAAUGUUUUUUAAAUAAAAGAAAUAAUAUCUGACUUUUGAAGUUAACCUGAUGAGAAUUGAAACAUGUAGUCUAUACUGCAUACACAUCUUACAACAGAAUUAAAUAGUUUGAUGUAUUUAUAUAAUUUGAGCACAAGACUUUCUUGAACGCUUUCUUGAACGUCAUUUGCAAGGCACACACAGACAAUCAACCAUUCACAACCAUUCAGCUAAUAUUUGCAAUAACAAUAAUGUUUAGAAGUUUGAGCAUGUCUUAUGAUUUGCAAUCAUAGCAUUAUGUUUUUAUUCAUCAAGAAAAGCAUGGGAACUUUCUUAUGUACAUAGAGAUGCAUAUCUAGAGCAUAAUGGGCCCAAUACAGUCCGCUUGAUCUCAGUAUUAAAACAUUGCUGUGAAGUUUGAUUGCUAGAACAUCGCCUAAGAAUGCAUUAGACACACCCACUGAUAUAAGAGUUGCUAAAUGUGUAUAUGUUGUGUAGAAUUUCACUAGCGUCUUUCCAUAAUCUGUUUGUGGAUGUACUUUUAAAAUACCUUGUCAGAUAAGACUUGAUCAUCAUUGAGCAAGACGAAGGCUACAAAGCCUAAUGGCUGUUUUAUGUUUUUGAAAAAUGUGCCUCACAAUAAACAACAAGUAUUAAUAAAAUAGUCACCUUGGUCCAUGUGGAAAAAAA
Molecule: messenger RNA, 4506 nt
Organism: Syngnathus typhle (broad-nosed pipefish)
Lineage: Eukaryota; Metazoa; Chordata; Actinopteri; Syngnathiformes; Syngnathidae
Product: ATP-sensitive inward rectifier potassium channel 1-like
Exons: 2
Coding region: 177-1298 (373 amino acids)
Biological process (GO): potassium ion import across plasma membrane; regulation of monoatomic ion transmembrane transport
Cellular component (GO): plasma membrane
Molecular function (GO): ATP-activated inward rectifier potassium channel activity
Source: RefSeq, a predicted model, not a curated record